Messenger RNA from Xyrichtys novacula (pearly razorfish), 4920 nucleotides. Lineage: Eukaryota; Metazoa; Chordata; Actinopteri; Labriformes; Labridae. The record is from the annotation of a GenBank genome assembly.
AUGGCGCUCGGUAUUGUGUGGUUCAUCAGCAUCCUUAUUACUUUUGUUCAUUUAACGCCGCUGAUAGUUCCUGAAGGUAAGCAACACUUGUGUUUAAAGGUAAAUACUUGAAGUUUGUCACUGUCAUCUUUAUUAUUGUGUCUCUUAAACACAAAUUAAAAGACAGCUUAACAAGCUGAUGCCGAUGUUAGCCGGUGGUAACCCGAACAUUUAUGACCACAGCAGGUUAUACUUUCUGAUAUUAUGAGCGUAGAUUUUCUUUGUAAAUAUCUACGAUGAUAAAAGCAUAAAGAAGGUCCCGGAGGUCCGUGUAAAACGCCAUAUACUUAAAGAACAAGUGAAAUGCACUGAGUACUCAUCGUCUGGAAAAUGUCUUUUUUCCCCAUUAACAGUUUAACAUAUUAAAUUUUAAUUUGUUAAGAACCGGUAUAAUUCUGCCAGAAACAAGUGGCACAUUAAAAUCGACCGUUUUUCCUGAAUUAUAGUUGAAGUGAAGGAUCAGAUUUACAAAUACCUCAAAUUUUUAUAUUUAAAGCUCCUGUAAGCAGUUUUAUUUUAUGUUGGUGAAGUAGACUGGAAACCAUAAUGAAGCCUUUUUAUAGUGCUCCAAAGCAAAUAAGUCUGUUUGUGAAAAGGUUGAAGAUUUUUGUUUUGUAACCAUAGACUGUAUAUACUAUGGACAACUUGGUUCUGCCUUCCGCCAGUAAACGGAUUUGAAGCCAUAUAGCUCUUGGUAUUUCUGCGAUUUUUCUCUGUUUCCUGAAACCAACAUUGCCCAGUAGCGUUUUACGCACUCCACUACUUGGGGAGUAGCGAUGUGCAUAUUCGGUGGGAGAGUCACCGAGAGUCGCUGUGAUGACGCUCGGCUCAAACAGCGUAUCCCCUGGGUGAGCUACGCAAUCCUUGUAUGCCCAUAGGCUGUAUCAAGUGUCAAUCAUAGAAAACGUAAAAUGGAGCUGCACAGUAAAAAGAGCACUUGAGCACAAACCAGUCUUACAGUAACUACAUGUCAACAUCAUGUCAGCCCCAUAAGCUUUGCUGGUGGAGGCGGGAUUUAUGACCUAUACUGCGGCCCAUCAACAGAGGGUGCUGUCCUCUGAGUGGCUUCACCCAGCGAGGAGGCAGACGAUGUCCAUUAUUUAUACAGUCUAUGGUUGUAAUCUCUAACACCUGAAAGUGGUUCAAGGGGGUAGGUGUCAGCCGAGAAGCUGAGGAAACCCAUUUUUUACAUUUUCCCUCUAAAAUAUUCACAAAAGAUGUUACUUUGAGUAUCAAAACAAAUUAUAGGGUGGCAGACAAUAUGUAGAUAACAAGCCAAGCAAAAACUGCAUUGUCUACAGGGGAUGCAAAAAUUGACCAAACCUGAAGUUUCUUACAGGAGCUUUAAGGAAGAGAUCAUAAAGGGCUUUGGGACUAAAUUACAAAGUAUUGAAUGUCGAUUUAUCAGACUGCUCCUUUAAUUUGUGGCUUGUGUUUGUGUCCCAUCAGAGGAACGCAAUUUCAAAGAGUGGAUGAUACAGGUACAGUGAAUGCAUAAAAACAAAGCAACCCCAAAAGUACUCUUUCAAUCCAUGACUCUUAAAUAAUCUGAAUGACUUUUCAUCACAUCGAUCACUGACUCAUUAUUCUUUUUUGACAUGCAGCACAACAAGGUUUAUUCCACCGAGGAGUAUUAUUACCGACUCCAACAAUUCACAGAAAAUAAGAAGAUAAUUGAUCAUCAUAAUGCAGGAAAUCACUCUUUUACAAGUAAAGUACAAUUUUGUGAUUAUAAAUUUGUGAUAUAAAAGAUUAUUCAUAUCAAUGUUACGUUAACUAAAUCUGUUUAACAAAUCUAGUGGGCCUGAACCAGUUCUCAGACAUGUCAUUUGAAGAAUUCAGGAAGUUCUACCUUCUGACGCUGCCUCAGGUAUGAUGUUUCUUAACUUUUAACUCACUGACUUAACAUGACAGAUGCUCUUUGAAAAGUGCUCCAGUGCAGUCCUCUGAUUCUUGUCUCUUGUAGAACUGCUCAGCUACCCAAGGGCAUCAUCAUGUCAGAAGGUCUCGUCCAAACCCUCAGUCUGUUGACUGGAGGAAGAAAGGGAACAUUGUGACUCCUGUCAAGAAUCAGGUAGUGCUGAACUGCCUGAUUACUGACCCUUAGUAUUUUUAAAUAUCUAAAUAAUUACUAUGAUGUAACAGUACAGUGAUAACACUGAAACAGGGAGCCAGAAAACAGUUUCAUAAGUUAUAAAUGUGGCUGAAUUAUUUGAGAGUGAGUUUUCUACUCUGCUUGAAAAGGUGACAAACAGCAGAACAAACAUGACAUUAUUAAAUAAAAGGUGUAUUAUGUAGGCUUGAAAAAAUACUCACUCAGCAGUAUGAUAUUGCUCUAUUUUGGAGCUGAUGACUUGUGAAAAAUGAAAACUGGUGCUCAAUAUUCCUCGCUUUGAACACAACCUUUACUAUCACCAACAUAAAGCGCUGCUGUGUCAGGACUUGGUUUGAGCACAAGCUUAUUUUUGUUUUUGUGUUAUUUUUUUAAACUAGAAAGCCAAAAUAAAGUGACAUUUACUGCAAGUAUAUGGCUAUUUUUUUUUUUACAGCAGUUAACCUUUGAGUAGAUUCUUUGGCUCGUCCCUCUAAGUGACUUUGGAGCUGAAGGAGUUUGAUUGUGUUCGUAGGGUCACUGUGGAAGCUGUUGGACCUUUGCUACGACUGGCUGUUUGGAGUCUGUGAAUGCCAUUGUUACUGGGAAGCUGGUACCUCUGGUAAGAUCUGUGUGACACCUGUUUAGUUAUUUGAAGCACAUCCAUCUACAGAUCUGACAUGUGGAGCUCCAGAUCCAAUAAUAUCAAUCAGUUUAUCCAUUUUUAUUUAUAUAACGCAACAAAUUUUAUCUCAGGUAUUCCACAAGAGGAGCAGGUUUAGACUAUACUUAUCCAUAUUACACUUGAUCACACAUUAUUUAAAAGCAGACUUAAUGUUUUGUUACACUUACGCUUUUUAACUAUUAUUUUUGUGUAAAAAGUUUGCGUUUUCUCUUUCAGUCGGAGCAGCAGCUUGUAGACUGUGCUCAUGACUUCAAGAAUUAUGGAUGUAUGGGGUAAGAACCCUGACGCUGUUGUCAGCUAUUUGUUAAAGCCACAACACAUAUAACAUGCAAGUUUUUAUGUUAACGCCUUAAUGCACUUCUUGUUUUGUUUCAGUGGGCUCCCCAGCCAGGCAUUCGAGUACAUCAAAUAUAACAAGGGCCUUAUGACAGAGGAGAACUACCCUUACACAGGCCAUGUAUGACUUAUUUUUACAGAUUGAUACCUCGUUAGAACCAUUCUUGAUUGUGAACAAAAUCUCAAUUUAAAAAUGUUUCACUUGGGUUCUAGCAAGAUACCUGCAAUUUCAAGCCUUCACAUGCAGCUGCUUUUGUCUGGGAUGUUGUCAACAUAACAGCCGUGAGUAAACAUAUAUUCACAUAACAGCACAUGUACGUACAUUUUUAGGAGUGCAUGCUGCAAGCUUCAAAACUCUGACUUAAAAUUGGUUUGGUGUGUCAGAUACUGACAUUGUUCCUCUCACACAAGUGAAUAGAGGUAAAACAAACACAAAUCAAGUAAACACCCAUCUUUACAUUAUCUAUUAUCAGUUAAAGGUUUAUUUUGGUGAAGCUGAUAGACAGCUGAUAAACGUACAUGCUGCCCCUCUGAGAAGAAAAAAAACAUUUAACCAAGUCUCUGAAACCAUCACAGUGGUUUCAUUCUGAGAUCUGUGUUUGUGUCCACAGUAUGAUGAAAAGGCCAUGAUUGAUGCUGUGGCCUGGCUCAACCCUAUAUCCUUUGCCUUUGAGGUCACAGCUGAUUUUAUGCACUACAAGAAAGGUGUUUACUACAGGUGAGCUGAGAAUCUCACUUAAACUAAUGUAUGUGGAGUAUUCUUAUGUUCAAAAGCAACAUGUGGUAAGAAAGAACAGUAUGCACAUUUUUUUUGCCUCUUUAGCCUGUUAAUGUACAAUAACAAUAUAAAACAAUAGUUUUUUUUUCUAGUAAUUCACCUGCACAGAGGUCAUUCAUGCAAACUGGAGGAUUAUUAGGAAUUAAUAUGUGCACAAGUAGUCUGCAAUAACAGAAAAAAUAUUACCCCUUUAUAAUAGCUAUGAACAGCUAUUGAGGGUUGUUUGAGUAAAGUUUUUUUUUCUUUCUUUCUUCAGGUUGAUCUUUGACAAUAUUGGUUUUAAAGCAGUUAUGACCAGUAAAGGGGUACUCUGCUUCAUUUUGACUUUUACUCUCACAGUUGCUGCCUGCAGGUGGGGAACAUGUCCAUCCCUACCAAGGACUUGUUCAAAAGUUAUUUAAUUUGUUACAGCACUAAAUGUUUUAAGUGCCUGUUAUCCACUACUGUUAAAUGCGAAGACCGAACGUUUUAGCCACCUGUAUGACUUUCAAAAUAAUAGCCAAAGUGAGUAGGUUUUUAAAGUCUUGAUUUUUCAGAAAAUUUGUUUGACCUUCUCCUGUAUUUCCUUGUGUUCAAGAAGAACCAUACAAUAAUAAACAAAACAGUUUGGGAGGGUACAUUUGCAUAGGCCAGUCACCCUUCAAUAGACAUAUGGAUUAUUAGCGUAACAGUAUCUAUGUUGUCUGCUUAGCUCGCAGUGUGAGAAGACAGCAGACAUGGUGAAUCAUGCAGUCCUAGCAGUGGGUUAUGGAGCUCAGAAGAGAGGCAAGCUUUAUUGGAUUGUGAAGAACUCUUGGGGCACAGCUUGGGGAAUGGACGGGUAAAUAUAGUCCGUGUGUGUGCAUAUAAAUGUGAUGGUUUAUACCAGCUUUCACAGAUAAUAGAUAACUUUGUCUCUGCUGUUCUUUUAGAUACUUUUGGAUCCAGCGAGGAAAAAACAUGUGCGGACUGGCUACAUGUGCCUCCUACCCUUUACCUUUGGUGCACUGA